Didymodactylos carnosus is the source of this 136-nucleotide messenger RNA. The record is from the annotation of a GenBank genome assembly. NCBI's taxonomy places the organism in Eukaryota, Metazoa, Rotifera, Eurotatoria, Philodinida, Philodinidae.
AUGCCAUUUACUAUGGCUACAACAAAUAGUUCAGUGCCGACAGUUGGCGCCACAACUGCUACAACAACAACAACUUCGAUAACAUCAGCUGGUGCACCUGGCGAAAGUAUUCAUCAUCAUACUCAAAGUGCAUCAC